ACAUUAUUUUAUUCUAUAGUAUCUACCUCCAUUUCAUUUUUUCCAUAUAAACCCUAAACAAACAGUGCUUCUCCCCUCUCUGCUAGCUCUCCUUUCUCUACCCAAUAAAUUCCAAAAAUACUUUGCUUCCCCAAUAUUAACAAAAGAAAGUACCAAUUAUUGAUCAUCUUUUCAGAAAAAAACAAAACUUUCUUAAUAUUGUUCAAGCAAACAAAGAAAAAAAAAAAAAAAAACUCCAUAUACAAUUCAACACCGACACACAUAGAUUUGAAAUAGAAAGAGAUAUACUAUAUAUACUAGCCUUCUCACUCCCAUCAAUCUCUUCACUUUCCUUUUUUUCUACGAAAUAUGAUUUUGUUACAUAUAACGAUAUGAACAGUAACAAAAUCAAUAAAAGCGAUCCAUCUAGAACUACGAAGAUAAACAUCAGAUCCUUAUAAAAACACUUUUAUGGCUUCGAAUCACCACGAGAAAAUCAACAUCGAGACAGUUAGUAAUAACAACAGUACUAUCAGUAGCAAUAUAGAGAUUUUAGCUUGUUCAUCUGCAGCUGCAUCAUCAUCUAGCUCAAGUAGCAGAUACGAAAAUCAGAAAAGAAGAGAUUGGAACACGUUUGGUCAGUACUUGAAAAAUCACAGGCCUCCAUUGGCACUCUCUAGAUGCAGUGGUGCUCAUGUCCUUGAAUUCCUUCGUUACCUUGAUCAAUUUGGCAAGACUAAAGUUCACACUCCGAUGUGUCCAUUUUAUGGGCAUCCGAAUCCACCAGCACCGUGUGCGUGCCCACUUAAGCAAGCUUGGGGGAGCCUUGAUGCACUGGUAGGACGACUUAGAGCAGCUUUUGAAGAAAAUGGAGGAAAGCCUGAAACGAACCCUUUUGGUGCAAGGGCGGUUAGGCUUUACCUUCGUGAGGUUCGCGAUUUGCAAUCCAAAGCGAGGGGAGUUAGUUAUGAGAAGAAGAAAAAACGGAAGCUCCCUCCUCCUCUUCCACCACCACCGCAACAACUGCUGUCACCACCAUCAGGUAAAAGUGCACUGCAAUUUGGGUUAUGACUUGAUCAUCAAUUACCUUUACGUCGCGCAAAAACCACGGGACAAACUUGAGGUCCAAGCAGUGAUCAGUGACGAAGUCAGAAAUUCUAACGAAUUAAAUCGCUAUAUAUAGCUCAACUUGCACGGUGCUAUUAGUCUUUUCACUUUUAGUUUUAUCCUAUAUAUGCUUUAGUCCAGAUUAAUUAAGCAGGAGAGCAUGCAAGUGCAACUACGUAAUUAAUUAUGUCUUAAAUUGCUUUAGAGUCCUUGUUACAUUACCUUUCACUUGGAUAUUAUUUCUUUUCUGCUAUACAGGUCAGUAUGUAUAUAUAUCGACUUAAAUUCUAUGCUUAAAGCUUUAUGAAAGAAACUAAUUAACUUACAA
This is a messenger RNA of Capsicum annuum, 1414 nucleotides long. RefSeq names its product protein LIGHT-DEPENDENT SHORT HYPOCOTYLS 4. Gene Ontology annotation, biological process: mRNA transcription; response to light stimulus. Gene Ontology annotation, cellular component: nucleus. The record is from RefSeq and is a predicted model, not a curated record. Lineage: Eukaryota; Viridiplantae; Streptophyta; Magnoliopsida; Solanales; Solanaceae. The coding region runs from base 451 to 1050 and encodes 199 amino acids. The transcript has 3 exons.